Molecule: messenger RNA, 1234 nt
Organism: Coffea eugenioides
Lineage: Eukaryota; Viridiplantae; Streptophyta; Magnoliopsida; Gentianales; Rubiaceae
Product: pentatricopeptide repeat-containing protein At1g71490-like
Exons: 1
Coding region: 285-722 (145 amino acids)
Biological process (GO): RNA modification
Molecular function (GO): RNA binding; protein binding
Source: RefSeq, a predicted model, not a curated record
GCCUGGCCACCAUCUUCCCAGUCGGAUGGAUGCAAACCCGCGACUAACCUCUCCUUCUCCCCCAAUUUAUCGAAACCCUCGCAUCAUUAUACCCAGCAACCAUUCUUGUCUUGUCAUUUUCCUUUCAGCCGGUGCCUUACGGAUCAAGAUGGCCCGGUUGAUACAGCUACCUACGCCUGUAUGCUAGACUCUUGCCAUUUCUCCAAUUUCGGCCAACAAGUCCAUGCUAACGCGGUUUAAAAAAAAAAAGGGUUCGCAGGCCACGAGAUGUUGUUGUUUUGACGAUGCGGUUCAACUGUUUGAGAAUAUGCCUCAGAGAAACUUGCACUCCUGGAUUGCUAUUCUUGACCUAUAUCUAUCUACAUGAUGAUGGCUUCUCUGAGGAAGCAUUUCCAUUGUUUGAGGAUUUGCUGCUGGAGGGUGUUGAGUUAGAGUUCUUUGUGUUUCUACUUUCUAGUGUUGUUGAGGAUUUGCACUGGUUAUGCUGGCGUGAGAUUGGGAGGCCAGCUGCAUGGGGUUGUUAUAAAGAAUGGCUUCGCGUCAAAUAUUUAUGUUGCAAAUUCAUUGAUAGUAUGUAUGGAAGACGUCGAAGCUUGGGUGAUGCAAAGAAGGUGUUUAAUCUCAUGAAAGAGAGGGAUUGCGUUUCUUGGAAUUCUGUUGUUAUGGCAUGUACCGUCAAUGGAGAGGUGCAUGAAGCAUUGGAGUUUUUGUAUAGAAUGUAAGCAGAAUGUAAUUUGGAGGCACGUGUUGUGUCUUGGGGUGCUAUUAUUGGUGGCCUUUCACAGGAUGGUUAUGAUGCUGUAAAGCAUGUUAGUGUCAGGGUUUGAGCCAAAUGCACAAACACUGGCAAGUGCUCUUCCCGUUUGUGCCAGAUUGCCAAUAAUAAGAACUAGGAAAGAGAUUCACGGCUUUCUCGGGAGACAUGAGCUUAUGCAUAACCCUUUUAUAGUCAAUGGGUUGGUAGAUUUGUUUAGGAGGUGCUGGGAUAUGGCAACUGCUAUGUCUCUAUUUUCUUCUUUAUUCUCUAUGAAAAGUGAGAUCUCCUAUAGUACAACAAUGGUCGUCAGUUAUUUUAAGAAGGGGGAAAUUUCAAGGGCUGGGGAUCUUUUUGAUCAGAUGGAACUUGAUGGAAAGAGGAAAGAAAAAGUAUCAUGGUACUCGAUGAUUUCAGGCUAUGUGAAUAACUUGACGUUUGCUGAGGCUUUUGCUAUGUUUCGAGAUUUAGUAAAUCAAG